AUGAGUGAAACCACCAUUCCACCAGUUGCUAUUUCCACACUUUCCCACUCUGAUUCAAGCUCGUCUAUUUCUUCACUUUCUGCUCAACAAGUAGCUCCACCAUGUUGCUUUGUCUGUAAGGAAGAAGUUGAUGUUUUCCAAGAAGCAAAAAGUCAAUGUAUUGACUGUAAUCUUUUCUUGUGUGCUCGUGAUGCUGCUAUCCACAGAAAGAAAGAACCUUCCCAUCAAGUGAUCGAUUUUAUUGGAGCCUCCUCACAAUCACUCUCAGGAAGUGGUAUUCUAUUGGGACAACACUUGCACAAUCAUGAAGGACAUUUGCCACCAACUCCACGUCAAAGUAUCAGCUCAUCAACAACUGCCAGUCCAAUGGUUGCCUCAACAAUUAACACAACAGGUACUUUUGGAGGUCCUGCCCCAUUGUGUUUAAUUCACCACAUUCCUAUCAACACUUUCUGUGGAAGUUGUAAGAAAUUGGUUUGUUCUGCUUGUGCUAUUGAAGAACAUCGUGAAGGUCACGGAGAAGUCAACAUGAUUUCAAAGAUUGAACCAGAAGAACGUGCCAAUUUGGAAAAGGUUUUGCAAAAUUUGAGAGAUUCAUUGAAAGAAUGGGAAGAAUCACAUAAAACCCAUGAUAAUGAAUUAGAAGAAGAAAGUACAUUGAUUGAAAAGGAAAGAACUAGAUUGAAGGAAGAAGUUCAAGUUAUUUUCGAUGGUUUAAGACAAUCUUUACAAGAUAGACAAGAUCAAUUGAAUGCCGAUAUUGAUGAAAUUUGUCAAAAACAAAUUACCUAUACCAAUAGAGUUAUUGAUUUAAAGAAGAUUUCCGUCGAUUACAUUGCUGAAUUUGAUAAAUUGGCUGAAAUGUCUGGCUUUGAAAUGAUGGAUAGAAAAUUAGGUAAACUUCCACAAACACUUCAAUCUUUCGAAGAUUUGAAGACCUUCUUCAAGUAUUUACUUUUGGAAGAAGUUCACGAUGUUCAACUCACCAAUGUUGAAACCAUGCUCAAAUAUGUUCAACGUGAAAUUGCACAAUUGGGUGAAAUCAUCAAAACUGAUCCAAAGACUAAAGCUCCAACUCCAGUUUCAAAGUCACCUGCCACUACUCCAGUUUCCGAACAACCUGCCAACUCUUCAACUGCCACUGUUACAUCUGCUUCUAGCACUCCAACUGUCACCGAAGCUUCAACUCCAUUCAAACAAUAUUCUAUGAGAUUUGAACAUGCUGGUGUUAUUGGAAAGACUGGUAAGGAAGGUAGUGAUAAUGACUUGUUCAAGGGUCCAUGGGAUGUUAAAGUUUCACACAAUUGUGGAGUUAUCAUUGUCUCUGACAGUCGUAACAAUAGAAUUCAAUUCUUUGAUCUCAAAACUAAGGAAUACAAGGCUACUCACAAGACACCAAAGAAUCCAAGAUAUUUGGCCAUUGAACCAAACUUUGAAGGUAAUAAUGAUGCUUUGAUUUACACUUGUGACAAUCACUGUGUCUACAAGUACAAUUUGAAGCAAUUGUUGACAGCUCACGAAAAGGAAAAGGUUGAACCAAUCUGGACCUCAGGUAAGAAGAAGGGUAGCGAUAUUUCCUUGUUCAAUGAACCUGCUGGUGUUAUCGUUUGUACCUCUAGAAAGAUCAAUCAAAUGUUCCCAGAAUUGGCUCAAACUGGUGGUAACACUGUCUUUGUUUGUGAUGGUGAAAAUCAUCGUGUUAAGGUUUUGAAGGCCUCUGAUGGUAAACCACUCAAGGUCUUUGGUUCAAAGAAGGAUGAUAAGGACGGUAUUCUCUUCAAUCAACCAGAAGGUAUCUACUUGUCCAUCAAUAAUAAUCUCAUUGUCUCGGAAUAUGGCAGUCACAGAAUGCACAUUAUUGGUAUUGAUAAGGAUAAUCACGAAUUUGUAUCUUUGAGAGUCUACGGAAAGGAAGGCCAAGGAAGUAUGGAAUUUAUCAACCCACGUGGUAUUGCCAUUGAUGAAACUCUUAAGAAUGUUGUUGUCUGUGAUGGUGGUAACAAUAGAAUCACUUUCUUCAAUUUGGAUUCUGGUGUUUUCACUGCCAGUUACAAUGGUUCAUUGGGUAAGGAUCAAUUCGGUCGUGUUGUUGGUUCCUUCUUUGAUGAAAAGACUGGUGACUUGUACCUUGCUGACUAUACCAAUUCUAGAGUUGUUAUUCUCAAAUAAUUAUUGUUAGAAGAAAGAAACCUAUGUAAAUUGACCUAGACAACUAAGCUCACUAAAUCCUAAAUAAAAUAAAAACAAUUUAAAAUUAUUAUAAAA
Naegleria gruberi is the source of this 2265-nucleotide messenger RNA. RefSeq lists its product as uncharacterized. The transcript is spliced from 2 exons. NCBI's taxonomy places the organism in Eukaryota, Heterolobosea, Eutetramitea, Acrasida, Naegleriidae. The record is from RefSeq and is a predicted model, not a curated record. Gene Ontology annotation, molecular function: protein binding; zinc ion binding. Bases 1 to 2169 code for a protein of 722 amino acids.